This is a messenger RNA of Leishmania mexicana MHOM/GT/2001/U1103, 636 nucleotides long. RefSeq lists its product as hypothetical. The record is from RefSeq and is a predicted model, not a curated record. Gene Ontology annotation, cellular component: cytoplasm. Lineage: Eukaryota; Euglenozoa; Kinetoplastea; Trypanosomatida; Trypanosomatidae. Gene Ontology annotation, biological process: tRNA metabolic process. Gene Ontology annotation, molecular function: D-tyrosyl-tRNA(Tyr) deacylase activity. Bases 1 to 636 code for a protein of 211 amino acids. The transcript has a single exon.
AUGCGCCUAUUCGCCCAUGUUCCCCAGGUUGGACUAUUCACUGAUUACGGAAAGAUUGUGCGUGCGCGUCACAUCAUGACGAUUCGGGUUAUGCUGCAGGCGAUGGACCAAGGCCAUCUGCUCGUAAACAAUGUCGACAAGUAUGUCCGUGCAGGCCGUGGGGUCAUGGUGUACAUUGCCUUCCUCUCAGACAGAGACAGCGCCCCGAUCACCGACGAGGCUCUGCGCCACGCCGUGGAUGUGCUGCUCCAGACCAAAAUCUUCACGCACUUUUCACCAGAAAAGAUGAUCACGCAGCCCCAAUCGCUGGAAGAGUGUCCUGAGAUGGACAUCCUCAUCGUUCCACAGGCGUCACUGGGCGGCAAGGUGAAGGGGCGCUCGGUGCAGUUUCAUCAACUCGUCGCCAAGGACGUGGGCGCAGCGCUGUACGAUCGCUUCUGCCACUUUGUGCGCGUCGCCCGUGGAGUGGAUGAGUCCGGCGUGGACGCCAAUGGGGCACCAUUGAACGAAGAAGAUGCUCCGAAGGCGGAGGGCUGGAUCAAGUUCAACCGCCGCGUCAUCGCCGGUACCUUUGGGAAUCGCCAGGGUCUUCGAUUCGAAUCGGAAGGCCCGUUCACGCACAUGCUCGACAUUUGA